UGUUAUAGGGGUUAUAUAGAGCUCCCAAUGUUUCUUGUCAUGUAUUGUAUACUUUUCUGAGUAUAGUUACAGAAACAAUAAUUGAUACGCUCAAAUACCUAUUUUCACUUUUAUACAUUGUCUGUGUACAGCGAUAGAACAUAAUUAUAUUGCAGAAGCCGAGAGACCAUGGCUGGCAUCAAAGCUUUAAUCAGCCUUUCUUUUGGGGGAGCAAUCGGUCUGAUGUUCCUAAUGCUUGGAUGUGCUUUGCCGCAAUACAACAUCUACUGGCCGCUGUUUGUCCUGUUCUUUUAUAUCCUUUCACCUAUUCCGUACUGUAUAGCGAAGAGAGUGGUUGAUGAAUCUGAUGCUGCAAGUAAUGCCUGCAAGGAGCUAGCUAUAUUUCUCACAACUGGUAUAGUUGUUUCUGCGUUUGGUCUGCCUAUUGUGUUUGCUCGAGCAGUUUUGAUUCAGUGGGGUGCAUGUGCCCUGGUACUCACAGGAAAUGCUGUCAUUUUUUCCACCAUUUUAGGAUUUUUCCUAGUUUUUGGAAGCAAUGAUGACUUCAGUUGGCAGCAAUGGUGAAUGGCUUGUUAGCCCUUGUAGAACUUGCUCCACAGCGACCAUCCAUUCAGCCAACAAAGCCAUCCUCGUUCUGGUUGAACCAAGCGGGAAGUAGCAUGUGGAAUUUUAAUCACACCUUAUCGCCAUGCUUUUCGUCAUGGGCAUUCAGAAUGGCUUACCAGGAAAGCUCUUUUACCAAGAAAACAUACUUCUUCCUUUUUUAUUUUAUUUUUAUACACGUCGUAUUGGGUACUUUAUACAGUUAUGUUAAAAAGAAAUGUUCCUCUAGUCUGUUUCUCAACUAUAUUGUUCUUUUGCAACACUGGCCACUAAUACCCAUGCUGUGAAACUACUCCUUGUGCUGGGUAUGUUUUCUAUCCCGUUUUAUUUAAAGCAUUAUAAAGUCUAUCCCAUUGCCUCUGUCCGAAAAAAUGCAUGUGCCCUCACUUUGCUACUGUACAGAAAUUUAGAAACAUUAGAGUUUGUAGUUUCAUUGUGUCUAUUAUAUUGAGGAAACAAUGUACACUACUGGAACGUGUUUAAAUUUAAAGGGAUAGUGUACUGUAAACCUCCCCCCCCCCUUCAAUUUGUUCACAGUAAUCUCUUUUACCUGCUAGAGUGUAUUAAAUUGAUUGCAAAUAUUUUUUAGAUUUUUUUUUUUGCCUGUUAUUGUAUCCCUACCUAUACUGACAAAAAUCCAGUACUUAAAUAUUGGCCUGGAAAAGCUGUUUAAAGAUAACAGGAAAAGAAAUUACACUCCCAGUAGGGGGUAUGAGAAUUAAGUACUAAAAUGUACAUUUACAAUUAUUCUCUUAAUGUAUACAGCUAUAAGGUGGCUUUGUGUGUUUGUACAAACAGCGAUAAGGGAAGGACAAUUUAUUUCAUUGUAAGAUCAGUCCAUUUUAAUAGGUUUUGGCUUCAUAGAUUAAAGUUCAUAUUCAAAAAUAAAGGAACAAUUCCCAAUACAUUUUAUUCUCUUCAGCUGGUAAAACAAGUCAUUGGAAUCCAGUUUUACAGUGCACUGUCCCUUUAAUUAAAUAAGGUAAGGGGGGUGCAUUUAAUACUUUUGUAUUGUGUAAGUUGAAAACCGUUGUUAGCAUUAAAAUAAGAUAUUUAAAAAGAUAACGGUUGACAAAAUAAUCAGCUUCUGGGCAUUACAAAGGUGCAACCUCAUUUGUAGACAAGCUGUAGAGGUCAGUUGUGUUAAAAUAUGUGGUUUUAAUCUCUUGUCUUCAUGACUUCCCAAGAGGCCAGGAUUUUAAGAUCUCUUCUCUUCCGUUCAAAUUAAGUUACAGCUUGUGCUCAAGUAGAAAUACCCUCUCAUUCUCGUGAUAUCUAAAAAAAAAAUAGAACUGACAAAUACCAUUUUUUUGUUGUUUUGUUAUGAUGAUUUAGCCUGAUAUGGGCCAAUAUGUCUACCAAGGAAAGAGUCAAGUUCUAGUGAAGACGUCACAUGACUUAUCUCGACAACAUGAUGAAUAUAUUGUUAUUUAUUUGCACUUGACUUGUUUAAACUAUGUUUUUUUAUUUUGUUUAUGCCAUAAGGAUGCAGUUCAGGUAGCCCUCAGUUUACGCCGGGGUUAGGUUCCAGAAGCAAUGGUUGUAAAUCAAAACCGUUGUAUAUUGAAACCCAGUUUAUAAUGUAAGUCAAUGGGAAGUGAGGGAGUUCGGUUCCAGGCCCCUCUCAAAAUUAUUAUACGUAACACAUAAUACAUUAUUUUUAAAGCUUUUAAAAUGAAGAUUUUAAAUGCUAAACAGCAUUAUAAACCUAAUAAAAUAAUCACACAACACAGACUUCACUUGCAUUUUUCUGCAAACAGUUCUUUCUAUGCAUUCCUAUCUGGACUGAUUUAUAGACAGGAAGAUCUUGUUCCUUUGAAAUCUGCUUGAUAGCUCAGCUCUGGUUAACUGAUUAAUUUCAGCUUGCUUGGCUUAACUGUAACACAAGUGGACAGCUCCACCUACUGGCUAUUUUAAUGAAUGCACUGCUUCUCAAUGCUUUUUCAAUAGCAGUCACAUGACUUGAAAAAAAAGGUUAUUAUUCUGAAACGGUGCAAAUUGAACCGUUGUUAACCGAGGGCCACCUGUACUGACUAGCUUGUAUGAUAUGAUAUUCAUAGGUCUUCUUAACUUAGGGUAUGGCAAAAGCAGGACUCAUUCGACUUUCUAUACAUUUAAGAGUGGCUUUGAUUUUUGCGAUAUUCCCCCUAUAAGUUCAUUUGAGAGCAUAGAAAACCCAAUGCUGCAAUAAUGGCCCUGAGCAAAUACUUAUGGCUGUUUUUUUAUUUUUAUAUUUGCUAUAUUGUCAGUUGAAUGUCGGCUUUGUACAUUUUCUUUUGCACACUAAAGGUUAAAUGAUAUGAUGUUAAUACUCCCAGAUACUACUGCUACAUUUAACCCCAUUAAAAUUGAUAUGGUCAAUGUGAUCUAAAAGCCUCCUUAUAGCUAUAAUGGGAACCAGGGCAGCUAUAUAUGAAUAUAUGCUCCUCAUCCAGAUUUGUCAGAUACCUUACCACCUGGGCUAUCUCCUUCAUUAAGAGAUACACAUAUGGCUGUCUCCAGACCACUUCACUUUAGCCCUUAUACUAUAGUACUAUACCGCCAUCCCAACACCAAACCUCCCCCCCCCCCCCAGAGAUUUCUCUUACAAGGUAAGCAUAGGAAAAUGCAUGCCUUGAAAACCACAUCUAGACUUUUCUUCAUUUCCUCCCAAACACCCCUUCAACUAAAGAUAAUUUAUUAGAGGUCUUUCUCUUCUACUUGGGGACAACAAUUAGCUAGCUGUUUUAUUAUCUGGUAUGGGGAUAUAUAAAUCUAUAAUCGUUCAAAAAAUAACUUAAAAAAAUAAGGCUCUGUACUGUUUGUUCAGUAUUUACAUACCGAAUAUGAUAUAUUGAGACAUUUCUAUGGUUCAAUUUAUUAUGCUGUUCUACAACGACCCUUACAGAACACUGCAUCUUGUAUUAUGUAUGUUACUUUGUAACAUUUGUCCAUUGUGAUAUAUGUUCAGCCUACAAAUUGUAUUAUUCUGAAUAUCUAUAUUUCUUUAUUGCCUUUAAUAAAAAUUAUAUCAAAGGAAAAAAAACAAAAAAGGUAUGGCAAAUAUACUAGUACCUAGAUGAAACUGAUUUCUACAAUUAAACCUCACUUUAAAACCCCUUAAAUACCCUAAACUACUAUAGCUUAAUAUCCCCUAGACAAAUGCAAUUAGCUUUACUACAGCUGAAACAAAACGCGUCCAUAUUAAUAAACGGUUUAAUAUAAAAUAAACCCAUUUCUGUUCUACUGUUUAAUGAAAACAAAAUAUUUCUAUUAAAUAUGUAUCAAACGUUUCAACAAAUAAAUGUAACAUGAUGCAUCAAAAAAAGUUAAAACUCUCUUCUACGUUAGCUUGUUAAUUUCAAUUUAUUUGGUACAAGUAUAUCUAUAUCUAUUGGUACAAGUAGUUCAGUGUUUUUGGCAGCCAUGUGGCAUUAUGGAGGAGCAGGAUAGCGGCAGUGUAAUACUUUGCAAUAUUAUGACGUUUUCUGUUAAUUAUAAAUAUUACAUACGCUUACUUAAAGGACCAGUCAGUACUGUAGAUUUGCAUAAUCAACAAAUGCAAGAUAACAAGACAAUGCAAUAGCACUUAGUCUGAACUUCAAAUGAAUAGUAGAUUUUUUUUUUCUGACAAUUUUAAAAGUUAUGUCUAUUUCCACUCCCCCUGUACCAUGUGACAGCCAUCAGCCAAUCACAAAUGCAUACACUUACCAUGUGACAGCCAUCAGCCAAUCACACAUGCAUACACGUUUUAUUCUGUGAAUUCUUACACAUGCUCAGUAGGAGCUGGUGACUCAAAAAGUUUAAAUAUAGAAAGACUGCACAGAUUGUUAAUGGAAGUAAAUUGGAAAGUAAAUUUGCAUGCUCUAUCUAUCUGAAUAAUGAAAGUUUAAUUUUGACUUGAGUGUCCCUUUUUAAAUUGAUUUAAUGAUUAUUUGUGCAACCAACAUUUAAAAAAAUAUUGGCAGCUAAUUGUGGGUUAAUACUGGCUUAAAUUUUACCUGGGUGGUCAGUAAAAUCAGCUGGAUGGUGUGCCCAUAAAAUUAGUCAAUGGAAGGGCACUGUAGUUAUUUACUGUUGGUGGGUCAAGGUCAGGCUGGUAGCAAAGCCACUACUAGGCUAGCAAGUUUUGCGGGCCCAAUGUUCAGUGGUGGAGAAAAAUAAUCUGUUUAUUUUACUGAGUGUUAUAUUGUAAAGUAAGUGUAUCUCCUUUACAUAAAGCAUAGUGGGGAAAUCCCCUUAAAGGGACAGUUUACUCAAAACAAAUCUCUCCUUUAAUUUGUUUCCAAUGAUCCACUUUACCUGCUGGAGUGUAUUAAAUUGUUUACAAGUAUUUCCAUUAACCUUAUAUUGACAUUUGAAUUAGUUUAUUUAGUCUGUGGUAUCCCCACCUAUUCUAAAAGUUUUUGGACUCGAGGCCAAGCUGUGUUACCCAGCCAGUAGAAGAAAUUACACUCCCAGUGGGUUAUAGAAAAGAUAAGGUAAUAAAAUGUUAAUUUUCCAUUGUUCUCUCCAAGUAUUGGUGAUUGGUUUAUGGACAGAUAUAAGAUAAAGAAGCAGGAAUAUGUACACAAUGUGAUAAAGUAAUGAGAUCUGAUUAUACCUACAAGCUCGUCCCAUUUUAUUAGGUUGUGGUUUCAAAAUACAAAAUCGGCUAAUUCAUAUAAACAAACCUUAAAAAAGCAAAUCUCAUACAUUUUGUACUCUGCAGCUGGUAACAAAAAAAAUAAUAAUUGGAAACACAUUAAGGGGAAAACAAUUUUAAAGUAUAGUGUCCCUUUAAUGAGAUACAUUGUUCCCAAUCCCAAGGUAAAAUUGUCCCUGAGAGGUCUUGUAAUACUUGACAAUGCAUUUAUAGAAUCUCUCCAGAUCAGAGAGCUUUAGAGAAUUGGACCCCUGGUCUCUUCCGAAACAAGUAUUACAAGUAGAUAAGAAAAAUAACUUUAUAUUAAGCAUCACCUUCCCUUUGUGACACUUUUGAGACAAAUAAAAACUUUGUAUUAUAAAAAAAUGUUUUACCCCAUUAGCGCAUCGUUUUCGUAUUAUUAUUGUGGAUGGAGUAUCAACCUUUGUAAUAUCUCUGCAGUGCAGCCCAUCAGGAUAUCAGUUUGCAGCAGAGACAUACUGAACUCUAGCAAUGCUAUUAAUCUUCACUUAGAAGCUAGGGUUAGGUGCUGUAUUUAGAAGUUAUAGUAACCCCUUUGAAUACGAGAGAGGGCAGCAAUACAGUUGCAUAUGUGUGUAGAAUCGACGACCACGUUAUUUCAUUUUUACUAAUAAUGUUUACAUCAGAACUUUGUUCCGAUGUGAACACUAUUAUCCCUCCACAAAGAGGUUAAAGGAAUAUUUUUCAUUUAUUUUUCACCUUCAUUAUCUCACAUGCAGAGCUUACCGCUUGAAUGCUGUGAGGGAUACAUUGUAUUUAGAAACGGUGUAUUGCAGCCCUAUUUGAUGGCCUAGAUAAAAAGUGCAUUCCCACAAACCCACAAUGUUUAUUUAGUGAAAUUCCAGCCUUUUACUGAAUAUCUGUUUUGUUUGUCACAUGCAUCCAUUAAGGUUUAAGGUCUAUUUGAUGGCUGUUUGCCACCCUUAUAAGACGGUUGACUUACAUUGAAUUGAUAAAUAAACCUAAAGGUAAAGCAUUAAGUAUAUUGGAACAGCAGUCAUUACAUUUAAUCCAUUAUACACUGUAUUAAAUAUCGCAUAGUCUCUAUAGCUACAAUAUAAAAUGUGUGUUACAUUUCUACCCACUAGGUAUUUAGUAGUGGAGCAAAAAAUGUCCUUAUUGAAAAAUAAAUAACACAUUUUUGGCAUCUCUUGUUAAUAGGUGAGAUAUUUGUGUUUAAAACUUUUAUUCCUGUCAUACUAUAGUUUCUUAUAUAUGGUAGUAGCAUGAAAAGUGAAGCAGUCUUCACGUUUCUGAUGUUUUAUUUUUUAUUUUUAUAUAUAUAUAAUAAUUGUUAGGGAUGAUUUUUUUUGUAGAUCAGUAUAGAGCCAUUGAUAGUCUCUUAGUAUAUUCAGCAUAAAUACGUGUUUGUUGUUUUUUUAGUUGCUUAGUAUUGAUAUUGGGAUACACUUAAAUAAUGGUGUGUGUGUGUAUAUAUAUGUGUGUGUGUAUGGGUAUAUAUAUAUAAUAUAGAAUUUAAGUGUAUCCCAAUAUCGAUACUAAGCAACUAAAACACACACACACAUAUAUAUAUAUAUAUAUAUAUAUAUAUAUAUAUAAAUGUAGAAAGAAAAAAGCCAUAUGCUGUCUUAAAUAAAACGUCCAGUUUAUUGGUCAAUCUUAAAAGUAUUGACAGUACUCAAACGAAAAAGUCUAUAUAUAUAUAUAUAUUAUUCAUGAGCCUCCCUCUGACUAUGAGUGCCGCUAUUUUGGAACGUAGGUUUUUAGAACAAGUAUCUGAAGGAAAGUUGCUGCCCAUGUACUAACCACGUCACUACUGGAAUGCAAUGAAAUCUAGAUUUCAGCAUCUUGGCACCCACAACAAGAGAAAGGCAGGUAAUAACCGCAAUACUAUACAGUACUUAUAAAAUGUAUUUGGUAUUUAAUUCCCCUUUAAAACCUAAACUGUAAUUGGCCUUUGAUGAAUAUAGUUUGUCUUUUAUUUAUUUUUUAAUUAAAUUUAAAGCAAAGAUUGUGCAACAGGACAGUCGCAUUGGUAUGUUGUGUAGACUUACAGUAUGUCGAUCAUAAACUCUGUUGAUAUUGAAAGGUCUUUACUUAUACACAUUAUGUCUGUAAUAUUACCUAUUUAUAUACAUGCACUUCUUAAAUUUUCUGUUUUUAUUUUUCGUCACUUUAAACCAUUAAUACAUUAAUGGAAUCAUAGCUUUAUUUAAAAAAAUAAAGUGUCAUAUACAUUUCUAGAGAUUUAUAUGGGAUCUCGCAAGCAAAAACAUUUAAACACUGCAUUAGUAUGUUUGUCCUGAAAAAAAGAGGCUGCAUUUAAGCUGAUGGAAAAUGAGAAUGUUAGUAAAAAGAAAAAAAGUUGGUUUCUGGAAUCUUUUUAUAUAUUUUUUUUUAUUAAGAAAGCUAAGAUUUUGAGGACUUUAACUGACAGUUACAGUAAUAUAUAUAUUGUUUUUUUGGGGGUGUUUAUCAUCAUUGUAAUUUGUAAGUAUUCUUAAAUUGUUAAUAACUUUAUACAUUGCACAGGUAUUUGAAUGUUUAGUUCAGAUGGGGCUGGAUACUAUGUUAAAUGUGCAUCAUCAUAAAUUAACACCCUGUUGUUUAUCUGGUAAUAUAUAUUUAAUUUGUUUCUUGUGCACAUGAGUUUGUGUGGUGUUUUUUUUUUUUUUUUUUUUUCUUGUUUUUUUUUUUAAAUAGAACAAUUAUCUAUUACUUUUUUAAAAUGCAAUUCCUAUGCUAGGCAACACCUAUUAUAAGAUCACUUGCUUCAGACAGAUAAUUAAAGGGACAUUAAACACUAAAUAAACCAUUGGUAGAAUGGUGUAUUCAGAGCAAAUAUUAGCCUGAGAAUAAUAUAUACAUGUAUUUUUAUUUAAAUAACGUAAGUUUUUACAAUUUUGAAAAAACAAGAGUAACAUUCUUUUGGUCAUAAAGCAGUGGCUGCUGCCAUAUUGUAACUUAGGUUUUUUUUUUCUGCUAAGACCAAUUAGAGACCAUUUAGAUGGCCUACUAGAGUGUGCAACCAAUGACAGUGUGGAUUACAUUUUUGUCUGCACUUGCACUUUUAACAGGAAUUUGGGAAGCCCACAAUAUUCAGAAUUAAAUUACAAGAAAAGGGAACAAAAUAAAUAAUGAAAGUAUAUUGCAAAGUUGUUUUACUACAUACAAUUAAACAUGUUUUAUUAUUUCAGUGUUUAAUGUCCCUUUUAAUGUAUUAUUCUGUUUUACUUGAAUGUAUUGGAAUUGGCCUGAACAUUCUCAUUUCGCAGGAUUUUGUUUUUGUUUUUAAAUGUCUUUAUCCCUAGAGUGCACACACAGUAGUCACACAACAAUGAAAAAGCUUCAAUAACAGCCUCCUAAACAGAAUUAAGAAACUUCAAAAGGUCAUAUAAGCAAAAAUAGGCUACAAUCUGUAUGUUAAUCAAGUGGCACCAAUUUAAGGUAUAACCCCAUAUUAUAACACACAAAAACAAAAAUAAAUAAUAAAAUUAAUUAG
Molecule: messenger RNA, 8711 nt
Organism: Bombina bombina (fire-bellied toad)
Lineage: Eukaryota; Metazoa; Chordata; Amphibia; Anura; Bombinatoridae
Product: leptin receptor overlapping transcript-like 1
Exons: 4
Coding region: 169-564 (131 amino acids)
Biological process (GO): negative regulation of growth hormone receptor signaling pathway; late endosome to vacuole transport via multivesicular body sorting pathway
Cellular component (GO): endosome
Source: RefSeq, a predicted model, not a curated record